UCCAAAUGGAACUCUAUUACCUUCACUGACACUUAAGAAAUUUAAAUUUUUUUCUCAUUUUCCCAUAGGAAUUGCCAGCCCUGUUCACAAUUCUUCAUCCCAAGACUUGGAAAAAAUGAUGUUUCGUGACUUAGUAUUGGGCAUACUCUUCCUUAUUGAGAUGGGAGUAGGCAUUCUUGGAAAUUUCUUCCUUCUUGGUCUCUACAGCUUCACUUUAUUCAUUGGCCAAAGACUGAGGCCCAGAGAGUGCAUUUUUGCCCACUUGGCCUUGGCCAACUCAGAAGUGCUGCUCUCCAAGGGAAUCCCUCAAACAAUUGCUUGUUUGGGCAUCAAAAAUUUUUUGGAUCACGUUGGGUGUAAAAUUACUAUUUGUACUCAAAAUGUGGCUCGGAGUGUUUCCCUCAGCAUCACCUGCCUCUUAAGUGGUUUUCAAAUCAUCACAAUCAGUCCUAGUAACUCCAAAUGGGCAGAACUCAAACCCAAAGCUCAAAAGUGUAUUGUUCCCUCCUGCUUUCUCUGUUGGUGCUUCUACCUGCUGAUAAAUUUCACUUUGCUUGGGACUAUGAAUAACUCAAGGUACCUGACUAAUAAUACAAAGAUGUGGUAUCUGGGAUAUUGUUCAACUUUAACUCCUUCCUCUUUUAAUGCUGCACUUUUUGCAAUUGUUUUUUCUAUACCUGAUAUUAUGUGUGUGGGAUUCAUGAUCUGGGCCAGUGCCUAUUUAGUAUUUCUUCUACACAGGCACCAUCAGCAAGUCAAACAUAUUCACAAUUCUCAUCUCUCUCUCAAAGUUUUCCCUGAGAAAAGAGCCACACAUGCUGUCCUCCUCUUAGUGAGCACGUAUGUUUCAUUCUAUUCAAUUAAUUCUAUCUUGUCAUUUUACUUCUUUCAAAAGGACAAACAUCAGCCUUGGUUUGUGGCCAUUUUAGAUCUUUUAGCAUCAUGGUUCCCAGCCCUUUGUCCUUUUAUGCUGAUCUUCUUUGAUCACCAAAUCGGCAAGUUUUGUUAUGCUCUAUGGCACAGGAGAUGUUUCCUUCUCCUUUGCUAUGCUCUCCUCAACCCUUGCUCUUCCCAGAAUUCUGCCUCAAUAAUGUAA
This is a messenger RNA of Sarcophilus harrisii (Tasmanian devil), 1096 nucleotides long. RefSeq names its product vomeronasal type-1 receptor 1-like. NCBI's taxonomy places the organism in Eukaryota, Metazoa, Chordata, Mammalia, Dasyuromorphia, Dasyuridae. Gene Ontology annotation, cellular component: membrane. The transcript has a single exon. The record is from RefSeq and is a predicted model, not a curated record. Gene Ontology annotation, molecular function: pheromone receptor activity. Gene Ontology annotation, biological process: G protein-coupled receptor signaling pathway. The coding region runs from base 116 to 1096 and encodes 326 amino acids.